GUGGCGUCCAAUAUUAAUCGAUCUUCAGAUGAGACAGGUAUGAGUGUUGCUUCUCGUGCUUGUCAACAUCAGCAGGUAGUUUCCUGAGUUGGCAGCAUUGUUAUUCAAAUUUCGCGUGGGAAACAUGGAGACAGAAAUGCGAUCAAAAUAUGUUAUAAUUGUCAGUGGCUGCACCGUGAAAUGGAAGAUACCAGGAAUAUUUAUUUGGCAUAUGCUUUAUACGAUAGUAUUGAAGACAAGAGUGUGAGUCACAUUAGACGACUUUUGGAAAACGAGAAGGCUAAUCCAAACACACUGCUUCCAGAAAAGGACUUCACUCCUCUUCAUUAUGUUGUUGGGUGUGAUUCGCUGUUGUUUGCUGAGGAAGUAACAAAACUAUUUCUACAGCAUGGAGGUGAUCCAAAUAUCAGGAAUUCGGAUGGGUUGACACCAGUACAUGUUGCUGCUGCUUGGGGCCAUGCAGAUCUUCUGAGGCUUUUGCUUCUGAAUGGUGGGGAUCCAUGGCUUCAGGAUAAUGAAAGCUGUACUGCAUUUCAUUAUGCUGUCCAGGAGGCUCAUUGGAAUGUAGCUGAAGUACUUCAUCAGUUUCAUUUGAAAGAUAUUUCUCUGCAGCAAACCAAUAAUAGCUCCAUCGAGAAACCAAAGUAUGAGGUAAAUCUUGAAAAAAUUAUCCUCUCCAAUGGUGAUAUCCUUUUGGAAUGUGGCAUUAGCUUCACUGUUCCUGAAAGUCGGUCGACAUUAAAGGAUUCUGUUUCACUUUUUUCUGGUCACUAUUCAGAUCUAUAUGUGGGUAAUAACCUAGUUGACAAUUUGGAGCAGUCUUCCAAUGAAAAAAGUAAAAAGCAUAUACAAAUGCCAAAGAGUGGUGUACAUUCCUCAGGAUGCAGCAAUUUGUUCUUCUCAGAUUCCAGUAUUUCUACUAAAGAUGCAAGCAAAGUCAUAGAAUGCAUAACAUUAAGUAGUAGUGAAACUUCAGAUAAGAACAACUAUUCAAGUGAAUGUAAAGUUAUAUCAUCAGAUCAAAAUUCUGAUAUGUCUUCAAUAUGCUCAGAGGCAAGCAUCCAAAAAUCUGCUACUGAAAAAUGUGUAUCAUUUGAAUACAAGCAGUCUUCAUCAGUAUUUUCAACAAAAUCAUUUACAUCGGGCAAUUCAGCAAAAUCGAGAAGAAAACUUUUGCCACGUUUUGGCAGGAGCUUGGGCAGUAAUAGUACACACUGUGACUUCAACAAUUCUUGUAUGACUGUUGAUCAGCAAGAAAAUAGUACAAAUGAAGCUGUGAAGCACAUCACUGAAAAUAUGCUGCACUCUGUAACAUGCUCAUUGGAAAAGUUAUCGGUGGAUAGUAGCUGUGAUGGCAUUGAGACUUUAGAUUCAUCGCAUUCUUUAUCCAGGAGAAACCUUAGUUUAAGGACGUGUUCACGUUCAGAGCUUUCUCAUUCAGAACUUAACAAUGGUUUCUUGGAUAAAGAUACUCACAAUGGCAUGAAUUGUACACCUGGAAAGUAUGAUGAAGGCAGUAUUGUCUGCUGGAUGUUUCAAAGUACUCCAAAGAAAAAACACCUUUCUUAUGAAAGGGAUGCAUCUUAUGAGGGACAGCUAAAAGUAAAUAAAAAUCAGAAACCAGAAUUGGCUGCAACUACCGUUGCAGGUAGUGACUUGAUAGCAGGGGUGGUAUUGGAGAAAAGUGUUCAAUCCUUACAAAAGAUCCUAAGUGAAGAUACUUUUCCAAAAUCAGAUUUGCAUAUCUGCCUAGAAGGAACAAGUGAUUCUUGUCGAUCAACAAAGACCUCUGAUUAUGUUAACUUCCAUACGUGCAGUUCAGACUCAUCAUCCAGCAGUGGAUCAUAUUUCAGUAUAACUGAAGAAUAUAGAUAUACAGAUGAAGAAAAUGGAAUAGUCCUUAAAGAACGUAGAAUCUUAACUGAGAAGUGCAGCAUUCCUGACGAUGUUUUUGAAAGUGUGAAGAUUCCUGCAGAAUGCUGUGUAAACCUCUCAUUGCCUGAUUCACUGUCCUCAUCAUCAACAUUGUCUUCACUCAAACUGAACCUGGAUUAUGAUACAGAAUCUCUGCGGGCAGAACUGAAAGAGAGAAACUGUAUUCCAGGGCCAAUUACCAAAACAACCAAGAGAUUGUAUUUAAAGAAACUUGUUAAACUGAAGAAGACUGGUGAAUUUUGUAACCAGGGGCAAAGAAAUAUUGAAUACAGUCCAGAGCUUGAGUGCACCUUGAAGACAAUGCAGUGGGUGAAUGGUCUUGCUGCCUAUAUCAAGUUGGAACAAGAAGUAGCUACUCAAUUUUCAAAUCCUAGUUGUGAAAGAAGAUGGCGAGGUGGUAUAACGAAAUCAGCAUUCUGUUAUCUGUUACUUGAUCCAAGAGUAACCAAAAAUCUUCCAUGUAGGACACAAACAUUGCAGCCUCUCCAGAUCUGGCAAACGUUUCUGUCAUCUGUCUUUUAUAUUGGCAAAGGUGUGAGAAAUAGGCCAUAUUCUCAUCUGUAUCAGGCUGCUUCUUUAUGGAAAACAAAAUCGAAGUCUUCAGACAAGAAGGUACAAUACAUUUUAGAUAUAUGGAGUGAAGGGUUUGGUGUUGUAUGCCUUCAUGUGUUCCAAAAUGUUAUACCUGUUGAGGCUCACACUCGUGAGGCAGCUAUGAUAGAAGCUAUGGGUUUGAAGGCAUUGAAAAAUGUUCGUCACAGUGAGUAUUAUGGAACUGCUGCAACUUGGAAUUCAAAGCAGCGACGAAAAUUAGGUGUUUAUCUUCUCUACAGAGCAUUGCUAGUUUUUUUGAGUGAAGGGGAGAGGCAACUUGGACCAGAAAACUUAUAGUACUUAAAUAAUGCCCUAUUUGGAGCUUGAUACACCUGUGUAAUUACAAGAAAAUUAUGCAUGGGUUAAAGUUAAUUUUAAAUACCUAUGGAUCUAAGUGGCAGGUACCCCCCCUCCUACACACACACAUACACACACAUACACACACAUACACACACAUACACACACACACACACACAUACACACACACACACACACACACACACACACACACACACACACACACACACACCAAAGGAAAUGUUAAAAGUAGAUAUUGUAUCCAAACCUAAUGUAUUGUUAUAAUGGUGGACAGUGAGAGCAAUGUUAUUAAUAAGAGAAAUAAAGAGAGGCUGAAAUUAGCAGUGUAAUUCAUAAUUCUUAUAUCUGCACUUCCACCACAUUUAUGUUCAGAUUUAAUGAAAUAUCUCUCUUCAAAGCCUGCUAUAUUUAAAAUUGUUUCAUUUUCUUUCAUACCACACCAAACAAAGUUUUGGGGUGGAUAAGGCUCUAGAUUCUUAAAUCAGAAGGAACAGGUGUCAAAUUCCUGUUUGAUUAGUCACAGGUUUUUUGUUGUUUUUCUUAAAUCACUUCAGGUGAAUGCCGGGAUCUGUCCUUCAUAAUGACCACAGUUGACUUCUGUACCCAACUUGUAGGCUCUUUGUUGUGAAUUUUAAAUUUUGUGCAGAUUGAAUGUUCAAACAAAUUUUGGGCUUGCAGCUGGUCGUCAUUUAAUUCAUCCCACGAUAUUUUGACUGAGCUCCUGUGAGCCAUCGAAGACUGUUCAGCAAUAUAUAGUGAGCUGAGAGUCUUCCACGCAUGCAUCAAAAUAAAGUUGACAGAUGGACGACACUUCCAUUUCUUAAUACAAACAAGUGACUCUAUUUUGCACUCACACCUAGAGCACUGCUUUUAAUUAGCCUUGUGAGUGGUGAUGAAGCCAUGCAAUGCCUUUCUGUGGGUGCUGUAGAAGAAAUAAAAAGGGAAAAUUGCUGUUCUCUUUAGAAAUCUCCUCCCCAGUGCAGUAACUUAACCUCUGCAGAGAGGUCUGAACUAUGAAACCUGAGAAAGUAUCAUGAUGUAGUGGUACUGAAGGCCUGUGAAGGCAAUGAAACUGUUUUGUUACCUCAUAAUGCAUAUAAGAUGUGUGGUCUCCGUAGCGAUUCUACCUGUAGGAAAAUUGAUCACGAUCCUACAGGAUGUGUGCAGUGGAAUGCUUCUGCACUACUGAAUUCCUCCUCCUUACCACUAGAGAUCAUGAAGAGUUCAGGACCACAUGGUUGUGUACCAUCAAGACUGUGUGGCCUUCCGAACGUUCAUAAGGAAACUUGCAUUAUGCCCAAUAGUGAGCAACAUUUGAGCUCCGACAUAUGAUUUAGAUAACAUCUUGCUUCUUUGCUGGGACAGUUGGUGGGCAAAUGUUAACAUCACACCCAUAAUUCAGCUGAUGCUGUCAAUAGACUGAGGGCUCUCCGUCUAAGCAGUUUUGACCCGCUCGUUAGCUUCAGUGUGGUUUCACUAUUUACAAAGGUGCCUCUCGCAGAUUCUUUGGCACUACUUGGCAAAAAGUUUCAGAUGGACAACACUGCAUUGUUUCAGCAUGCUCUGUCAUCAGCAUACUUUAUGUUCAACCAAGACUACUUUGACUGAUGGCAUCAUCAUGGGCAGCCCUUUGUCUCCCUUGGUGGCCAACCUUUUUAUGAGGGAUUUUGAGGAGAGAGCACAUGAAUUGGCUAUCAUUAAACCAACUGUAUUUUGGAGGUAUGUGGAUGAUAUUUGCAUAGUGUGACCUCAGGGAGAAGAUAAUUUGAUGGGAGUUUCCUCACCAGUUCUAUUCAUGACAACGUUUGGUUCACUAUGGAAGUAGAGAAAGAUGGUUGUAUGCCUUUCUUGAAUGUCUAGGUUACAUGAAAGAAUGAUGGCUCUCUGGAGCAUUCAGUUACCCGUACGCCCACUGAUACUGAUUUAUAUUUGGAAAUAUCAAGGUGUCAUCACCCGUAGCAAACAAUGAGCAUGGAUAAAACACUCGUACAUAGAGAUGACAGCGCGCCAACAGCCAUGACGAGUAGUAGUGCAGAGGGCAGCUGAGUUCUUUGGUUCUGCCAGUGACAGUGCUGCUGCGAGGAAGUGUGGUCUGUCUGCCAACUUGAUUUUGAUGCAUGCACGGAACAUUCACAGCAUGCUAUAUAUUAGGAAUGGAGCCAGUCUUCAGUGGCUCACUAGAAGACGGCUGACAGGUGCCCAGUAGAAAUAUUGUAGGAUGAAUUAUACGACAUUCGUUUAAAUGGUUUUCAUGUUGUGCCUGCCUGCAACUAAACAUCUCUAUAUGACGAGUAGCAAUCUAUCCUUUUCAUAAUAGAAUCAUUGUUCCAUCCUGGAUUUUCCUUUGGCUUUCUAUUUGUGGUGUUCUUUUCCUUGUGCCUCUGUGCUACUCAACACCUCCUUUUUGUGGUAAAUGACAGUUUAUCCUUUCCAUAUUUUUGUGUAUUGUUUUAACACUGAGGAAGUUAGGCAAAAAUAAAAACUCAUAGUAAUUGUAUAUCAUGUAGAACAUGUUCUAUGGGGAAAAAAACCCAAGAGUUUUUAUGUAUGCCACCAUGAAAGCAAUAUUCUUUAAACUGUUGGCCACUGUGAAACAUAGUUUGUCAGCCUACUAUGGCAGUGAUUAUGUGGUUAAAUGACAGAUGUACCUGUUAGGAGUAAUCACUUGGAAAUGACACAUUUCCAAAAUCAGCUGUUUUUGUGAAGUGAAAGACUGUGAGCACAAUAUAGCCAAAGCAGAAAAUGUAAUUGUCUUUUACAAUUAUUGACAAGAGUGUAUAUGAAUGGCAGUUCAGUUCAAGGUUCUGUGAUAGUGCACACAGGCACUGACUGAAAUUCUUUGAAGUCAUAUACCUACAUAGAAUGACAUGUAUACACCAUUUGCAGUUGUAAUAUAGGAUGUAAAAGUAGUAUUAUUAUAAAUAUGUCCCCGCCGAUUACAUUAAAAUAUUUUCUGGUGUGUACAAAAAAGUUUAUUGGUUACUAUAUUGAAAAGAUUUUUUAUUUUUUAUCGCCUUGUGUUUGUAGCUUAACAAACCUUUUUAUACAUGUUUGUGUGUUAGAUAUAAUUUGUAUUCUAUAUAAUGAUUAUUUAUGACAUGAUGUAUAAGUGUGUUGAAGUUCAUACUCAACUUUUGUAGUUUCUUGCCCUGUACUAUUUGCAUAUUAUUAAGUAUCUGCAUCUAACUGAGACAUUAUUUCCAAUCUUGGACAAAUAAGUGGUAUGUUGUUCUUAAAGUCUCUUACUCAUGCCACAUCAUGAAUGCUACCUAUUCUAGUCAGAUUGUGUUCAUUAUAUUGUCAAAAUUUUGAUGAAUAAAAUGAUUUUUUUUU
Schistocerca gregaria is the source of this 6180-nucleotide messenger RNA. RefSeq lists its product as uncharacterized. Bases 181 to 2826 code for a protein of 881 amino acids. Lineage: Eukaryota; Metazoa; Arthropoda; Insecta; Orthoptera; Acrididae. The record is from RefSeq and is a predicted model, not a curated record. Gene Ontology annotation, molecular function: protein binding; endonuclease activity. The transcript is spliced from 7 exons.